Molecule: messenger RNA, 1134 nt
Organism: Kwoniella botswanensis
Lineage: Eukaryota; Fungi; Basidiomycota; Tremellomycetes; Tremellales; Cryptococcaceae
Exons: 1
Coding region: 1-1134 (377 amino acids)
Source: RefSeq, a predicted model, not a curated record
AUGCCUUCUUCCGAAACUUCUUCGUCAUCAUUCUCAACCGAUGACCAUAGCGUUGACGACUCAUUGUCUUCAGGAUAUUUUUUUACAUCCUCUUCAGCAGGAAACUACUCCAUCGAUCUCUCUAAACCCAAGAUCUCUCCCUUGAGCUCUUCUCCCGUGCCAAAUACCCCAAUCACCCCUACGAGGGAGCAAUGGCGUAUUUCACCUCAUCGUCUUCGUCUCUCCUCCUGUCCAUGUACCAACCUCAAACCCAAGAAAUUCCAAACGAUGGUCGCAUCAGAGGAUUACCUGAGGUUCAAUAUGGACCGAUUUGACAAGCUUCUCACUCGUCUUUGUAAGAAGUCCAACAUCCCACGUAUAGCCCAGAAAGUAGAGUUGGUCUUGAGGGGUCUGAGAGAAAGGGGACAUGAAUUAUUUCAUUUUGUAGGUAGAACAUUGACCCAAGAGGAAGGUGGGAAUGGAAGAAGUGGAAUGAGUAUAUUUCUGAUGGUUCCUGAUCCGAAUAAUUUACUUGCUGGUCACAAGAUACUAGCUGAGAUACUUAUACAUUCCCGGAUAAUGGGGAAGGGUAAAGAUCAAUAUGAGAUUGCAAGUAGGUUCUACGAAGAUUAUACAGAUUGGAUCCUUAUCCAACCUUACGAAUACCUAUCUGAUACUAGAAGUCGGAAGAUCGAAUAUAUUAUACCUGAUAAGAAAGAAAAUAGAUCUUGGGAAACAAUAAUCAACGAUCUAUUAUCCAAGAUCCGUCAUGUAUAUUCUGGUCUGACUGUCUAUGCAGGAGGUAUCAUACCUGUUGUCACAAGGACGACUAAAGAGUUGAGAGAAGAUGAAUGGAGAGUAUAUGCUUUUGAGAUGGAAUUGGUUUAUAGGAAAACUUCGACCGAUAGGUAUAUAAAGAUGAUUAGGAUUGGAUUGAAAGUCUUCCCCAUCCAAGAGAACAAACGUAAUUCGGUGUCUUCGUCAAAGGCUACGAAAGAAGAGGAGAUUGGAGCGAUUAUACUGUUAGAAAUUAGGGAUGAUAAGAUCAAGAAUACGUUGGUUAUGUAUAAGGACGAUUGGCCGGUAGUUCAUUCUUAUAGGGAUGUUAUACCACCCCCGGAUCUGAGUGGGUUAGAGAGGUUGGUAGAAGGUUAG